Limulus polyphemus (Atlantic horseshoe crab) is the source of this 9289-nucleotide messenger RNA. RefSeq names its product N-acetylgalactosaminyltransferase 7-like. Bases 399 to 2144 code for a protein of 581 amino acids. The record is from RefSeq and is a predicted model, not a curated record. The transcript is spliced from 12 exons. Lineage: Eukaryota; Metazoa; Arthropoda; Merostomata; Xiphosura; Limulidae. Gene Ontology annotation, cellular component: Golgi apparatus.
AGAGGGAGGUAAUGUUUUUGACAUGUGCUGACGUGUUGCAAACGUUUUAAAAAAGUUUAAACAAAAUUAAUAACGUAAAUUGUAAUUUGUUGUAUAUGAAAAAAGAAGAAGAAUUUUACAUAUUCUGUAGUCCGGACAGUUCCUUUUUUUUUAUCAGUUAGUGAGUAUUGUUUUGAAGGGUUUAGUCACUUCAAUUAGUCAGAUGAUUGACAUGGAAUGAAUUAUCAUCAGAAGUAGUGGAGGCCUGCACAUUAGAGGAGUUUAAGAGGGGAAGAUCUAAAUAAUUGUAUGAAAGUUGCCCUUAUUAAACAUUUCUUAUGAUUUAGAAUAUCAGAUAAUAAUUUCUUAUUACUAGAUUGGUGAUAUUUGUGCAGAUAUAUUUCUAUAAAGAAGUGAAAAUGCUCUUACUACGGAGGGGUCGACUGUUGAAAGUUAGCCUUUUAAUCAUCAUUUUGAUAUUGACUGUAGCUUUUUUCAUGCCCAAACCAAAAAGUCAAGAAGUUGAGCAACAAGAAAAAUUAAUCAAAAAAGAUACACACCUUAGCCUAAAGCAAAGACCGAUAUACAAGGAAGGAAUUCUUGGAAAUUUUGAACCAGUUCCCUCUAAUACAGUGCGAGAAGGACCUGGAGAAGGUGGGAAACCCUAUGCUGGUAGAGGAGAAGACCAGAAUGAAGUUGCCUCAGUGAUGAUGGAGUAUGGAAUGAACAUGGUGGUUAGUAAUCAAGUGACCCUUGACCGGUCUAUCCCUGAUAUUCGGCAUGAGGAAUGCCGUUACUGGCAUUAUCCAGAGAAUUUACCUAGUACAAGUGUUGUUAUUGUGUUCCAUAAUGAAGGAUGGUCAACACUACUACGAACAAUCCACAGUGUUCUAAACCGAUCUCCACCCCAGUUUUUGAAAGAAGUUGUUUUAGUUGAUGAUGACAGUGAUAAAGAGCACCUGAAAGGACAACUAGAGGAUUACAUUCGUCAGUUUAAAGGAAAAGUACGAUUGCUGCAUAACAAACAGCGUGAGGGCUUGAUCCGUUCUCGUACAUUUGGAGCACAAGAAUCAAAAGGAGAUGUGGUACUGUUUCUGGAUGCCCACUGUGAGGUGAAUACUAACUGGCUUCCACCAUUACUGGCUCCUAUAUACAUGAACAACACAGUGAUGACAGUUCCAGUGAUCGAUGGAAUCGACAAGGAUACUUUUGAAUAUCGUCCCGUGUAUCGUGGAAACACCCACUUUCGAGGGAUUUUUGAAUGGGGAAUGUUAUACAAGGAAACUGAGAUCCCUGAAGAAGAAAUGAAGGAAAGAAAAUAUUUUAGUGAACCUUACAAAUCCCCAACUCAUGCAGGAGGGUUGUUUGCCAUCAACAGAAAAUAUUUUCUAAAGAUUGGGGCUUAUGAUCCUGGAUUGUUAGUAUGGGGUGGAGAGAACUUUGAGCUAUCUUUCAAGAUUUGGCAAUGUGGAGGCAGCAUUGUAUGGGUACCAUGUUCUAGAGUAGGUCAUGUAUAUCGUGGGUUUAUGCCAUACACCUUUGGUAAACUUGCCCAGAAACGGAAAGGUCCGCUGGUUACAUUAAACUAUAAGAGGGUUGUAGAGGUGUGGAUGGAUGAAUACAAAGAAUAUUUCUACACUCGAGAACCAAUGGCACGACAGUAUGAUGCUGGUGACUUGUCUGAACAAUUUGAUCUUCGUGAGAAGCUACAGUGUAAAGACUUCAAGUGGUACAUGGACAAUGUAGCAUAUGAUGUGUUGUACAAGUUUCCAUUGUUGCCUAAAAAUUUAUACUGGGGUGAGGUACGCAGUAUGUUAACAAGUCACUGUCUGGAUACGAUGGGAUCACAACCUCCGUCUUCUGUGGGCUUGAGUCAUUGUCAUGGCUCAGGUGGAAAUCAAGUUUUCAGACUAAAUGAAGAAGGUCAACUUGGUGUUGGGGAGAGGUGUAUUGAAGGGGAUAUGCAUCACAUCAAACUUGUAUUCUGUCGCUUAGGGACUGUUGAUGGUCCUUGGCAGUAUGAUGCUAAUACGAAGAUGCUUCACCAUCGCCACCAUCAGAAGUGUCUCCAGCUCACUCCUCAGAGUAGUCAACUUCAUCUUCAGGAAUGUAAAGAAGAGGAAGGUGGACAGAAGUGGAUAUUCAGAGAACUGAAAGUCGUCUAAAAUUUGUUUAAUAAAUAUAAAUUACCAAUAAUUUAACAUUAAAGACCUUUGUACUUAUGUUUCAGAGAAAAAAAAACUGAAUUCCAUUUAACAAAUCACAAUUCUAUGUACGGUGGCAUCAAGUAAACAUUUGUACACAAACUAUUGUGGCAUGGAUAGUGAGCAUUGAGAAGGUUCGUGUAAUAAUUUUCAGUGGGGAUAUCAUUUGUAUAAGAAUAAUUAUUGAGUUUGUAAAUUUUAUUAAAAUGAAAGUCCCACAAUUAUAGGAAAUACUGAAAUCUACAAUUUGAUAUUGCCUUAAUUUUGUAUUCAGUGUUUGUUAAUCUUUUUAAUUUUUAUAAAUUGUAGAUAAUAUUUUCUUUCUUUCUUGUAAAAAGAGAAAAAAAAACGAAUAUCAAUGUGAACAAAUAUAUAUAUAGAAUGAACUUGGAAGGAUUGGCUCAAGAUCAACAUUCCGGCACACUUGCAUUUGCUUUCAUCAGAGCAGAUCUUUUUACUCUGUGUAAGUAAAAUGAUUAAAGACAUUGUAACUGAUAAAGCUUAUUUCUUUGCUAGUGUGAAAGGUUUAACAGUACCUAAAAUAAAUGUGAUGAAAUUCAUAAUAGGUGCAUUUUUUGCUUUAAAUUUAGAUUUUAUGUUUUCAACAAACUUCCAUUUCUUUAUUAAAAUUUUUUUUGAAAUAGGGUUGUUACUCUGAUGAACAGUAUUCUCUGUAAGUUUAUCUGUGUGAAUUUUAUUUACUUUUGUCUUUCAAACUUCAUUUUAUCUAAAUAAAAAAAAUUGCUGAUUCUCUUCAGGUCUGAAAGCAUGUUGCAGACAAUUUUUAGCUUGUUCUUGCAUUCAAAGGAAACUGGGUUUUGUUAUUGUUGUGGUCACGCACAAUCAUUAGUGCUUGUAAGUAAAUAACUCUACAAAUGUGUCUCAAAACAUUGAUCCUGAACCAAUCCAACCAAGGCAGUCUUGAUUAAAAGUAAUAUGUGAAGUAAUUGGUGCCUAAUAGAAUCAUAAGAGAACAAAACAAUUAUUUUUGGAAAAAAAAAAUAUUAGCUUUUUGUUUUUUAUAUAAAAAGUAUUAAUGAAGAAAUUACAUUUAUCAUCAUCUAAUCGACUGCUUGUCAAAGUGAUCUAAAGAUAUUUUUCAUAUGUGUUACAUUAAUCAGUUCAGAAUUUUUCUAAUGAUUUUAUUUAAAGUAGCAUCAAUUGUGUUAUUUUUAUUUAAUUUUAUAAUUACAUUUCAUUUUGUUCUUUAAAAUCAGACUGCACCACUUGUAUUUACGUAGCAUGAAUGUUAAAUGAGAACUGUCUUUAUUGCAGAAACUACAUAGUCACCACUGCUGUGACUUACAUAGCUUGGAUGUUUAAGCUUUCACAACACUCUUUAUUACUGAAACACUAUAAUUGCUUCUACUGUGAUUUAUAUAGCUUUGAGGUUUAAACUUUAACAAUAAUCUUUAUUACUGAAAUUUUUGUAAUAAUUUGUACUGUAAUUUACAAAGCUUGGAUGAUUUAACUUUAACAAUAAUCUUUAUUACUGAAACUCUUCUUAAUAAUUUGUACUGUGAUUUAUAUAGCUUUGAGGUUUAAACUUUGACAACACUCAUUAUUACUGAAACACUUCCUAAUCCCAUGUACUAUGUCUUUACUAGCUUGGAUAUUUAAACUAUGGCAACAAUUCUUUUUACUACAAUCCAUGUAAUUAUGUUGUGAUUCUGUUAUUCAAGUAACUAUUUAUAAUACAUUUAUUGCUGAGUUAUAACUAAUCGAAAACUGCACAUUUAAUCUUAAAUCUGGUCGAAGAGUUGUAUAAUUUGCACAAAAUUGCUCAUUCCUCAUGGAACCAUAUAGUUGAAUGAACAUAUCAUGUUGCUAACACUUUUCUUCAUAUGAGAUAAGCUGUUAAAACAACCUUUUGAUGGUAUAUGCACAUGAAUGUAUUCAGAAUAAACAAAGAAUACAUACAAUAUAACAACCCUCUGUCUGGUAUGCAUGUAUAAUAUAAAUGUAUUUAGAAUAAAGAAUACAUACAAUAAAACAACUCUUUGUCUGGUAUGUACACAUACUAUAAAUGUAUUUAGAAUAUAGAAUACAUACAAUAAAAUAAUCCUUUUUCUAGUGUGAAUGUAUACAGAGUAAACAAACAAUACACAGAAUAAAAACAGGACAAUAUUCUCACUCUAUUAUUUAAAGUAUUGUGAAUAAUAUCUGUCCAUAUGGAACCCAUAGUUACUCCAUCCAACAGUAUAUUGUUUUUUUUACCUGAUACUUUAAUAGUUUUCUUAAAUGAAACAGAGAUCUUAUGAAUUAAUAUGCUUUGUAAUAUGAUACGAAACAAACUGUAGUCAAUAUGUUGUUCAUAUUCCAUCUCCCAGACAUGAAAUGACAAAAGAAACUUUGUUUUUAUAUGUAAACUUGACUCUACAGAAACAUCCUUACCUGUGCAUAUACUUCUGUAGACAUUUUAAGAGAUUUGUAGUUUUUUUGUUUUUUUGAACGAAUGUAUUGAGGGCAGAUAGUUAUGUCUCUGUAGAGAGAUGUACUAUUUUUCUAUCAUCUCUUCUUUCUUUUUUUCUUCUUCUUCCAAGCACUUUUCAAUUCACUGCCAUUCCUUCAUUUCACAAUGGAUUAGUUUGAAACUUGUUAGGGCUAUACCUUAGUCCAAUAUGCCCAGAAACCUUUUUAAUUUUUUGAUUUAGGCAUUUUUUUAAGGAUAUUAUGGGAUCAAAGGUCAAACAACCCAAAGAUAUGGUUUGUAUAACUAAGAACCUUGAAGUUCUGUGGUUUCAUAUUCCCCAAGUUUAUUCUUAAUUAGCUACCUAAUAUAUAUUUUUUUUUCAUAUAGUACUUAUCUAUUUCUUCAUGUAAUACAGAAUUUAUCACAUCUCAAACCACUGGCAAAUUUGAGUUUUUUAAAGGUUUUAAAGAUAUAAUGGUAAUAUUUUUAUACAGUAUUUUACUUUGGUAGUUACCUUUGUUGUUAUUUACUGUUCUUGAUAUACUACUCUUUUUUUUUUAAUCAUAUGUUCUAAGCCAAAUGCCCCCUGGUGACUCAGAGGUAAGUUUAAAAGUUGAUUUUCAAUAACAGUGGUGAACAGAGCACACUGGUCCAUUGUGUAUCUUUAUGUUUAACAACAAACAAAUCCAAGCUUAAUGUUUUCUGGUGUUUCAAUGGUAAGCUCGAGAGCCUGUAAUGCUAAACAUUGUGGUUUUAUACCCAUAGUAAGCACAACAUAGAUAGCAUUGUGUGGCUUUGCAUUUAAAAACAAUCAAACCUUUCAACUUAAAUUUGGACAAAUGAAUUGAAUAUCUGCCUGCAGGUAAACAUAGUGACAAUACAAAGUGUAAUAUUAAAAAGUGCAAGCAAAUCCUUUCCACAUGCUAUAAGCACUACUGGUUUCAAUUCUUCAAAAUAAAGGAGAUAAUCAAUUUAAACCCCUGGUGACCAAUAUUUUAAAGUCCAUUUCUUAGUCUACUCUGUUAGCAUAACUUCAGUUGAGCAUGGAGAGUAAUGCAGCGGUAAUUGACCCCAAAACACAGCUUUGUGUAGAUUCCAGAUCUUGUAAUACGGUGUUGGUUGAAUAAAGCACAGCCUCGUGUAGAUUGUAGAACUUAUAAUACGGAUUUUAGCAUAAUGAUUUUAUUUUGACUGGCAAAAGAGUUUAUAACAUGCUGGUUAUCUAGUGUAAUUUACCAGCAAUAACAAAAAUUAUCUGUCCUUUUUUUCUAGUGAAAAACUGGGGAAAAGGCAAAAAUAACUUAAUUAAAUAUUUUCUAAAGUUCUAAAUUUUUUUGAACAUUAGGAUUAAAGAUAACUUGGUUUCCAAUGAAUAUGUUUGUGCUUUCUAACGUUGGUAUGUUUUUAACCAAAAAAUAGCUCUUGCCUCUUAUGAAUUACAUUGAAAGCAGACUUGUGCAUGUCAACAAAAAAAAAACAGGUAAAUCUUAUAAUUUUGGAAAUUACAGUUAAAUGAUAUUAAGCUUUCACAGCAUAGCCAAAUGAAAAUUUGAAUAAUCUAGAAGAAGUAAAAAAUAAUUUUGAAAAGUAGCAGUUUUCUGUUGAAAUAAUUUACAUUUGGUAUUUGAAGUAACAUGAAUUGUUGGACCUCUUACUUCUUUAUACUUAUGUUUUAUAGCAUUUAAAAUACAAUUUUAACAAAUCAGAAUGAACCUAGAUGUUAUGUGUACUAUUUACUUUUAUUUAUUUUUACACGAUAUAUUGAAUUGUAAAUGCUUGAAAAGAAACUUUUAUAAUUUAUAGCAUCAAAUCCCACAAACAAAAUACUAUAUUAUGUUUAUAUUUUUCUUGCUUAAGCUACAUACAUAAAGCUUUUCAAUUAAAAAUGAUUUCAUGUAAAGUUUAGUUUUAAUUGAUAAUGUGCCAAUUGACAACUGUUAUUUCGAAUUCUUUAAUGUCAUAUUAGUUUCAAAGUCUGAAGAGUAUAAAAUUAUGGGUAUAGAUUUUUAAGUAACAUUCCUUUUUUCAAUUUAAAAGUAUUUAGACAGAGAAAAAAAUAUUUUAAAAUUAAUUCUUGGUCAUAAAUUAUAUAGACCAAAUAAAUGCAUUUACCUCAUCAUGGCAUUUUAAAUUGGGUAUAGUACUAGAUUAUUUCAUGAGAAUAAAAUCACAAUUGUAACAAAUGUUGUGUUAGCUAGGUUUUUAUUCCACCUGCUGUUCAGUAAUUGGUAGCAUGAGUAUGUACAAAGUUCUUCAUAUAUUCACUGUAAUUUGAAUGUUAUGUUUUACCUGUUUAGUAAAACAUCCAAGACUGAAUACUGUAAAUGUUACAGUAUCAAACUUUUAUAAUUUAACCAUUUUAAGGCUCUUGCACAUUCCUUAAAAUUACAUAUGGAGUUGUAUUUGAUUGUUUUGGAGGAUUUGCCAAUUUAGGAUUGCAAGUGCUUGUACUGAUCUCUAAAAUUUAAAUGUUUGUAUAUGAUGUGUAGGGAUCCCUUCCUUAUGUUAUGUAGGUGUUAUGGUCUGAAAUUUUUAAUAGUAUGGGAAGUUUCUAUAUGUUUUAUGUCCAAAAGGAUUAUUGACAAACCAAAAUUUCUAUUACGUUUUCUUUCUUGAAUCAAAUUUCUUAUAUUGUUUGAGAAUCAUUAACCAUGAUAAGUUUUUAGUUAUAGAAUAAGCUCUUUUAAAAAUAUUUCACAUUAUACUCACUUCUGAUGGUAAAAAUGUAGGAUGACAUACAAUUUUGAAUAUAUAGUUAGAAUUCCUUUAUAUAUUUAUAUGAAACAGUUAAUAUGUACCUUUUUUUUGUAUGUGCUCAAACUUGUGUACUAUCUCACUAAGUAAAUAAAAUCUGUUUAAAUAAAGGACUGUUAGUCUGUGAAGUUAAAAAUCAUACUGAUCCUGUGAUAAAAGUAUUUUCUGUAAGGCAACUGCUAUUAUCAUUUGGAUCCAUGCAAAUUGUGUUAGAGAUGUCUUCAAAACGUUUUGCCCAUUUCACUGACAUAUGCAAGUAAGGUAUAUUUUCUAAGUAUCUUUCAUUAGAAACUGUUAAUGUUAGGGUGAGAAAAAAUAUAGUUUGUACCUUUGAAUUUUUUUCUGUAACAUGUGAGAUCUGUUAUGAGUGUUUCUGUAGUAUCCAUUGUAGAAGUUUUAUUCUCAAAAUAUUUUGUGUGUGUGUGUAUGGAAGCUGAUUGGUUUUAUUAAUAAUGUAUUUUGAAUUUGAAGAACAAGGAAUAGUUGUUAAAUGUAAAAGAUUUUAUUUUUAUCUUGAUAAGGUAUUCUGCCAUCUGAAAAAAGUACAUUGAAUUUCUUUCCUUGUAUAUGAGCCACAUUUUUUCAUACCUUGUUUUAAUGUAAAAUUUUUCUAAUUAAUAUCAAGAAUAACUGAGGGGCAAUUUUGUGUAAACUGCUUAAUGAAGAUGUAACUUUUCAACUGCUUUAAAACAAUUCCAAAAGUUGAUGUCUAAUUUUCCAUGGAAUGAUAUUGCCUCAAGUUCUGGGAUCUUGAUAUCAAGUGAAAGUUAAUUUUUUGUAAAGAAACCAGUGUAAUAUGAUUUUAUAUAAAUUUUUUUCUUUUUUAUAAGAGCUGUAUAAUAAGCACAAAACAUUAUAGAAGUAUGUUUCUCCAAAAUAGAUUUCAUUCACCAAUGCAGACUUAAAUAAGUAAUUCUUAGCAAAAUCCUUUGGAACUGACUUGUUUGUUGUAUUUUGCUUAAAAUAGUUUUUGUCUUACAGUGUUUUUGAAAACUUUGGAUUUGUUUAUCAUAUGAAGGUAUUUGUUUAAAAUUUAACCACUGAAGCAUUUUUUUAAUAUGGCAAGUUUACUUUUAGCAAAUUAGUUCUAAGUUUAAAAUAAAAUAAAAAAUUGUGUAUUUUAUUCAAGUGUUACAAUGAGGAGUAUAUGAAGCUUACCCUUUUUAAACUAGUGCAGGUGAUCUACUGUUUUUUUUUGUGACUAAUUUACUUUUUAUUAUUUUAAUUUUAAACAAUUUUCAUGUAUAGUGUGAGGAAUAUUCAAAUCAGAUGAGUUUGGUAUUUUUCUAAAAUGAUGUUGGAUAACAUUUUUUAUAAGAAUUUUCCAAAAUAAGUACAUUCAAAGCCUCUGGUGAAACAGAUUUACUGGUACUUUAAUACCUUUCCAUGCCUACUGAAUUUGAUUUGAUUCUAACUUUCAAUUACAUUUUAUUUCAUAUAUAAAAAUAAUUUUAAUAAUAGGAUUCAGUCAAGAUUGACACUAAGUGUGUACAAACAAGAUCUGGUUUUGGCAUCUUUUUUUUUCUUCUUCUUGCAUGGGUGUAUUAUAGUGUGUUUCAGUGUUUUUAUUGUAACAUUUAAAUAAAUCUAAUUAUAUACAUGUACAGUUUUUUUUUCUUUUCUGAAAAAAAUUUAUAAUCCAGUUUAUGAACUGGCCUGAUUAUAAUAAUCAAGAAUUUUUAACUCAUCAUAUAUUUAAACUGAAAUGUUAAAAAUGAGAGGAAAAAGCAACAAAUAAAAAAAAAUAUAGAUGUUUAGUGACAAACUAAUUUCUUUUUUAGCAGCAGUACACAGAGUUUUGAUAUGUUGAUUUUGUAAAAUCAAGUAAGAAUUGUAUUUACAUUUGACAUCUUUGUCAGUACUAUGUCCAGUAAUAAUUUAUAGAAGUUUGUGUAUUUGGAUCAGUAUAUUGUAAUAAAUUUCAGUUUUCCUUGUGUAA